Molecule: messenger RNA, 4175 nt
Organism: Manihot esculenta (cassava)
Lineage: Eukaryota; Viridiplantae; Streptophyta; Magnoliopsida; Malpighiales; Euphorbiaceae
Product: FIP1[V]-like protein
Exons: 9
Coding region: 142-3759 (1205 amino acids)
Biological process (GO): mRNA processing
Source: RefSeq, a predicted model, not a curated record
CUCAAAUAUUCAAUAUCUUCACGGUGCAGCGUCUGCUACUUCAAGCUUCUGCUACUAAUCCCCAUUUCUCAAUUUCUUCAUCCAUGGAGUUUCUUAAAAACUCCAUAUAUUUUACAUAGAUCAUAUGCUUCCUACUUCUAAAUGGAGGAUUUAAUCGAUGACGAUUUCGGCGAUAUAUACGCCGACGUCGAAGUCCAAGCAAGUUCUGCUAUCAAUUCCAUAUCAAACUUCGCUAAACUGUACACAGAACCACAGGAAGAAGAGGAAGAAUGUAACAAUAAAGUAACUACAAGGGAAGUUAAUCGUAGUCCUGACGAGGGGAUUCUUAAGUCAGAUUUGAAGCAGCUGAGUUCAAUCUGCGAGAAGUCGAACAUUUCUGAGGCAGGUGGAAGUGAUAGCGAGGAUGAUUUAAAUAUAGUCUUGAACGAUGAGGAUUGUAAGGGGUUCCCAGUUGCUGCGGAGAGGAAUGAUUGUUGCGAUGGUUUUGAGGAGGGGAAGGAUGAAGAUGAUGAUGGCUUUUGCAGUAUUAAAAGGAGUCAUGAUAAGAAUGGUUUGCAUUCCAGUGCUAAUUGGCUUGGAAGUGAUCAUGGGAAUGGAGUCAAGGGAGGUUAUAACUCGCAGUAUCCACAGUAUAAGCAUCUAAAACCGUAUGGAUCAUCAUUUUCAAGUAAUAAUAAAGUCAAUAAUUCUGUGGGGUUGGUUUGUUCUUCCAAAUCUGCCAGAGGUGAAUGGGAAGAUAACAGGUGCAAGCAAAAUAAGAUCUCAAGCACAGGUCAGGUUGCUAAUAAUCGUGCUAUGGCCAAUUCAGGUGGUUAUGGUUUCUCACUUCCAUGGUAUAGGACUAUACUGGAUGUGAAUAUUGAUGCAUUUGAAGAGAAAAAAUGGAAGAAUCCUGGAGUAGAUAUAUCUGAUUUCUUCAAUUUUGGUUUCAAUGAAGAGAGUUGGAAACAGUACUGCAUAUCCCUGGAGCAAUUGCGUCAACAAUGUUACAUGCAUGCUAGGUUCAACAAUAAAAAGUCUUCGAAACUUACUCAGGCCUUUGAAAUUGAAUUGGAGCAUGAGAGGUCAGCUCAAGAGACCAUUGUUGAGGAUAUUUCUCAAGUUGGUUCUACAUCAAAAUCUGCUGAUAUGGUGGUGAGGCAGUUGGAAUUGCCAAAAGGCAGAGCAAUUCAGGUUGAAGAUACCACCACUGGACGUCAACCAACAAUGGAUUUAAGGCGUCCGCGUCUUCGGGAUUCUGAUGUUGUGAUACAGAUCAAUGUGCAAGAUUCCAAUGGGAAUUCCUCUGGCACUAAUGAUGAGGAAUUGUGCCAUAUAGAUAAAAGUGGACUUGAAGCAUCAAAAACCAUGGAUUUAUAUGUGGAUGAUAUGAGGGACAUCCACUAUUCUGGAAGUGAUAGUGCAGAUGAAUCAUCUGCAAAGUCUAUGGGACAUAUAAGGUCUUCUUCCACUAACAGGCAUUCCCAGUCAGACCCUAGUCAAAUGCCUCUGGAUCUUGGUGGUCAUGACAGAGAGCAGAACUCUGGUGCUGAUAGGUAUCAUCAUCAUCAUAAGGUGAGUGCUCAAACAUCAGCAGAGAUUUCUGAAGAAAUGGAAACUAUAGAGAAGGUUGAGGAAGAAAAUGGCAGAAAUAUGUGCGAGUCAGAACAAUAUCUGUCCGAGACAGAAUUAUCAAUUGGUUACCGGAGUCAUUUUAGCCUGACAUCAUCCUAUUCUGGAAGUGAUUCUGAGGCAUCCAGAGACAGUAUAUGUAGUAUUCCUGGAAGGUCUGACAGUCUUUCAAGAAGGCAAUCUUCAGGUGCUAUGUUACAGGAGUUUGUCGGAUCUGACAAUAAGUACCCUGAAAGCCAUGGAGGUGUGAAAAAACUAGAUGACAGCCAACAUUAUUCAAGAAAUAGAAGUCCCAUUCUGGAAGCAAGGUGGAAUAAAAACAGGAGACUUCGCAGAGUUGCUGAAGGAAGGAUCCUCCCUGACACUGAUAAUGAUGCCUCUCCCAUGUGUGGGAAUCAGUUAUACAUGGACCAUCACAGACGGUCUGAAAAGAUGCAUGAUUUUGGUGAUUAUAAAGGAGGAUAUUUUCCAUAUGAUAGACAGCGAGAUGUUUUUAGUUGUUAUGGUGGUGAAAGGUUUGCAGAUGACCAUUUCCGGGAUAUUUGCAGAAAACAUCCUCGUAUAAAAUAUCGUCGGAGCAUCAGAGAUGAAAUUAAACCUAUGGAAAGAAGGAACUGGAAUGAGGACAAUUUGCAUAAAAGAAGAUUUGGGCUAGAUGACAGAGAAGACGUGGAUAGAGAUUGGGAUUGUGGUGGAAGAGAUCUCUCUCCUGAGGGUCUAAUUUCUCACACUUACAGGGAUUCCAGGAUAUCGGUUUCCAAGUACAAAAAUUUCAAACAAAGAGGCCUUCAGUGGAGAAGGAAGGGUGACAAAAUGCAAUCUGAGAAGAAAACCAAUUAUGAUGAUUUUUUGCUUGCUAAUAAAAAUGUUGACGAUGUGAUGCUACAAAAAUGUGACUCACACAUUCCAUUUAUUGGGAGAGAAACAAACAUGCACCGAAGAAGAGAUAGAUAUGAUUACAGUCCCCCUUUGAAUUUGGGGAAUUCUUGGUGUGUGGAAACUGCAGAUGAGCAUUGGAAUCUGAAUCAACAGCAUUUGCCCUCUUGGUCUCACAUAGAAUCUUAUGAAGCCAAUGAAGGAAGGUGGAAGGAUAAGAUGUCACAAAGAAGUGAAAUUUUUGAUGUAGCUGAUCGAUAUGGAAGACAUAGGAGAGAAAUACGUGGUGACAAAUAUAGGGGCAGUCAAUGGGUUGACAAUCAUAAUGAUGUUGAUAAUGCAGACGAAGAUAUUGUUUACACUGAUGAUCAGAUUCACUGGAGGAGAAGAAAAAGCAGUCGGAAAUGUGGAGUACUGCAUGAAAUGCAUGUUGAAUCUAUUUUGAAACAUCAAGAUGAUGAGCUUUAUGCCAAACAGUCCUCGUGUUCAUAUGAAAAAUUUUCCAGACAUGAAACAUUUCAUGCUAAAUGUAGAUCUGCCAGUGGUGGUUGGGUAGUUGAUGAUAUGCAGUUGGAGUGGCAUAGACGCAAAAUGUUUAAAGGAGAAAGUGGUGCUGGCUUUCUUAAUAGAAACUCCUAUAUGAUGGGUAGAGUUGAGCAUAAGCGCACAUCCGGGAGGUGCAAUGAUCCAGUUGACUUGAUUUUUGGGGAAGGAAAGUCCUCUGGAAGAUGUUCCCAUACUGAAAGUUUGAUGUCAAAUGGUAAAUUCAAAAAGAUGGAUCUGAAGUUUGCCAAGGAGCGGAAAGUUUUGAAGGAUUUUAAUGAAACCCAGACUGGAAAAGCAGCCCAAACUGGAACUGGCAUUUCAAAACUUGAAGACGGCCGAGAUAAUGGGAAAUGGCUGGAUAAGUUUCCAGCUACCAAGCACAAUGCAGGUUUGGAUAUUGAGGAAGGUCAGAUUGUGCCAGAAGAACCAUUCAUAGAGGACCCGUUGGAAAAGAAAGAUGCAUCUGGAAGUGCGGCACAUAUAUCCAAUGUCAAGAAAGUUGUUUGCAAUGAAAAUGUUCCAAGAAGAUGUGAAACUAACAAGGUAUAUGAUGACCAACACAUAUUGGACACGCUAGCAAAGAUGGAAAAACGAAGGGAGCGCUUCAAGGAUCCUGUCGCAUUUAAAAGGGAACCAGAUAACAGUCUGACGCCCCAAGCUGACUUGGUAGGUGAUCCAGUUGAAACUAAACAUAUAAGGCCUGCCCGAAAUAGGAGAUGGAAGUGAGAUUUAUGUUAGUAUAAUUAGAUUUAUGUUAAUACGGUUGCCUCUUCAUGGAUGAUCAUUGUGUUGGCUGAGACGGUCAUGAGGAUGGAACAUCUACAUGGAUAGCCAGAUAUCAUGGUCUAUACAACUUAAUCACUGAUAUAUCAGUUACAGAUCAGGUUGAAUUUUUUUUUCAUUCUAAAGGAAUUUUUUUCAUUCAAAUCAGUUGCAGGUUGGAUGAUCCAUCACAGGAGGAUGGUAAUAAAAAUUGUCACCUGUAUUGAUCUAUCAGUUGGAAUUGCAGGUUGGAUGAUCAUUUGUGGAUCUUUCAGUUGAAGAUCAGGUGGAACUUAACAACUGAUCUUUAAAUUGUUUACCUUUUAAUGUAAUAAAAAUUGAAUGCUUUAAAUUGUUUACUUCCUUGGUACUUUUGAUGG